AGGUGUGUUCAGGCGAGGAUAAGCACCGACCCGGACUGAACUCCUAGUUACAAAUAGGAGCUGCGGCAUUCCAAGUGGAGCAGAGUGGAGGCGCUCCAUGCUGAUGAAUAAUAAUAUUAAGUAAGAGUGAGAAGCUGCCCUAUUUAACCAGAGAGCGAGGAGGAUAUGAAGCUGCUUCUUUCUGACUGGGAAAAAGAUAUGAAUAAUUAGGAAAUUAUUCACAGAGGACUAAACAUUUAAACCAGGUGGCAGUGUUGCAACAAAUAUCCACUAUAAGAGUUCCUGAGAAUUCACUGCGCUCCAUUCAGCUUUUAACUGUCCUUCAGUCAGUACCUGGCAUGAUGUUUGAAGAGGAGUCUCAGGGUAUGAGAGGCCAGCAGGAGCUGUCCGUCCUGCGCGCCGUGGAGUCGCCUGUUGGGGCGGCGUCUAGUGGAGUUGAGGGUUCUCUGUCCUUCACUGAUGAAACUGUGUCCAUACUGACCUCCAGCAACCUGCUGGCUCGCUCUCUGCUGGGUCGCACCUCAGCCGUCAAGCGUAAAGAGAGCCCGGCUGCCUCUGCCCGACGCAAGCGCGAGUUCAUCCCCCAGGACAAAAAGGACGACAGCUACUGGGACAAAAGAAGGAAGAACAACGAGGCGGCCAAACGUUCUCGGGAGAAGCGGCGGGUCAACGACAUGGUCCUGGAGAGCCGGGUGCUUGCCCUGCUGGAGGAGAAUGCCCGGCUCAGGGCAGAGCUGCUGGCUCUCAAGUUCCGCUUUGGUCUGAUUAAAGAUCCCUCCAGCACACAAAUUCUACCACUUGCUGGAGCUACUAAGCACAAUGUUCCAAAUCUGACUCCUCAAUAUUAUCCCCACAGAGGGGAUCCAGGCCCUCAAAGCUCCCCAGCACCACAUCCCAGCAACCCCUUUGGCCAGACAAGCACCAGGGGCUGUAGGGAGGGCGGAAAUCUGUCAGAGGACUCUGGGUUUUCUACCCCAGGUGGGUCCAGUGUGGGCAGCCCAAUCUUUUUUGAGGACCGCUUUGGUGAUCAUGGGAAAUUCUCCCCACAUCGGGCAGAAGAGUUGAGCUAUGACCUCCAGCAUUCACCUGCUGAAGUCCACCACCCUGCUGCCCCCAGUGUUGGCAAGCACGACCAAGCGGAAGCAAUGAAGAACCUUCCUCACAAGCUACGUUUCAAGAUUCCUGGGAGCGGCGAGGGUCUUGACGUGGUGUGCGACAGCGCCAGGCGCAGUCCAUCCAUCUCCACCGUGAGCCGGGAAGGUCCUCGGGAGACCAGCAAAGGACUGAAUGGGGGUGAGGCGGCAGCAGGGCAUUUUUCUGGCUCCUGGGUUCAGCAACUAGAGGGGGAGGAAUGUAGAAGGGAGAGACAGACUCCUCCUAAUACCACCGGCUGUAACCUCCAGGCUCCUCUCACGCCCGGACAAAACGAAGUCCUGUAUCAACAUGAAAACACUUACCUGAAGUCUCAACUCAGCUCCCUCUCUGAAGAGGUGGCUCAGCUGAAGAAGCUUUUCACAGAGCAGCUCAUGUCCAAAAUCAACUGAUGACCAAUGCUGGUAGAUGAUACGUGCUAAUGCCUGGACUUAAGGAUUUCUAGCACAGACUGAAAAACAGCAAUACAAUCUUCUACUGUUCAGAAAGACUUUUAUUGUAAAAACAAAACAAAAAAAAGUUGUUUGUCCUUUUUAAUGUCCUGGGUGUUGGUCAUUCGGUCCCGUCACCCCUCUGUACUGUUGCCGUUUAAGUCAUUUCAUACCUGG
Messenger RNA from Cyprinodon tularosa, 1760 nucleotides. RefSeq names its product nuclear factor, interleukin 3 regulated, member 6 (gene nfil3-6). Gene Ontology annotation, biological process: regulation of DNA-templated transcription; circadian rhythm. Gene Ontology annotation, cellular component: nucleus. Lineage: Eukaryota; Metazoa; Chordata; Actinopteri; Cyprinodontiformes; Cyprinodontidae. The record is from RefSeq and is a predicted model, not a curated record. The coding region runs from base 339 to 1544 and encodes 401 amino acids. Gene Ontology annotation, molecular function: DNA-binding transcription factor activity; DNA binding. The transcript is spliced from 2 exons.